AAAGCGGGCGGGGCGCCCGGACAUUGACUGGGGCGAUUGGAGCGCUGUGUUCAGUCCCCGCAGACGCGGGGAGCGCGGGAGGCGGGGCGGGCGGCGCCGAGAAACAGCGGCUGCGGGCGGGCGGGCGGCGGGAGCGAGGGACGCUGAGCGGGCCGCCACCGCCUAGCAGCCCUCCAGCAGUCAGUACGUCCGUUCGUCUGUGCGUUCUCCGCGGGUCGCGGCGGGUCCGGCAGCCGAGCCCAUGCAGCCGCGCAGCGAGCGCCCGGCUGGCAGGACGCAAAGCCCGGAGCACGGCAGCCCGGGGCCCGGGCCGGAGGCGCCGCCGCCGCCGCCGCCGCCGCCGCAGCCGCCGGCCCCAGAGGCAGAGCGUGCACGUCCUCGGCAGGCCCGGCCCACAGCCCCAAUGGAGGGUGCAAUGCAGCUGCUGAGCCGUGAGGGCCACACUGUGUCCCACAACUCCAAACGGCACUACCACGACGCCUUCGUGGCCAUGAGCCGCAUGCGGCAGCGUGGCCUCCUGUGUGACAUCGUCCUGCACGUGGCAGCCAAGGAGAUCCGAGCGCACAAGGUGGUGCUGGCCUCCUGCAGCCCCUACUUCCACGCCAUGUUCACAAAUGAGAUGAGUGAGAGCCGCCAGACGCAUGUGACACUGCAUGACAUUGACCCUCAGGCCUUGGACCAGCUGGUGCAGUUUGCGUACACGGCUGAGAUUGUGGUGGGCGAAGGCAACGUGCAGACUCUGCUCCCAGCUGCCAGCCUCCUGCAGCUGAAUGGCGUCCGUGACGCCUGCUGCAAGUUCCUGCUGAGUCAGCUCGACCCCUCCAACUGUCUGGGCAUCCGGGGCUUUGCUGACACGCACUCAUGCAGUGACCUGCUCAAGGCAGCACACAGGUACGUGCUGCAGCACUUCGUGGAUGUGGCCAAGACUGAGGAGUUCAUGCUGUUGCCACUAAAGCAGGUGCUGGAACUGGUCUCUAGCGACAGCCUGAACGUGCCUUCAGAGGAGGAUGUCUACCGUGCCGUCCUGAGCUGGGUCAAACAUGACGUGGAUGCUCGGAGGCAGCACGUCCCAAGGCUCAUGAAGUGUGUGCGCCUGCCCCUGCUGAGCCGAGACUUCCUGCUGGGCCACGUGGAUGCCGAGAGCCUGGUGAGGCACCAUCCUGACUGCAAGGACCUGCUUAUUGAGGCCCUCAAAUUCCACCUGCUGCCCGAGCAGAGGGGUGUUCUGGGCACCAGCCGUACGCGGCCCCGGCGCUGUGAGGGCGCCGGCCCUGUGCUCUUCGCUGUGGGUAUGUUCACCCGUCAUGUCCCCUCAUGUCUGGGCCCCUCCNGGAUGGUCCGGGAGGCUUCUCCGAGGUAG
This is a messenger RNA of Ailuropoda melanoleuca (giant panda), 1360 nucleotides long. RefSeq names its product kelch-like protein 17. Gene Ontology annotation, molecular function: protein binding. Lineage: Eukaryota; Metazoa; Chordata; Mammalia; Carnivora; Ursidae. The record is from RefSeq and is a predicted model, not a curated record. The transcript is spliced from 6 exons. Bases 242 to 1360 code for a protein of 372 amino acids.